AUGCGUAUGAAAGAAGUCCCUCAAUUAAUUAAUAAUUUUGGAGUCUCAAUUCUACAUGUACGUCUAUGGAAUAUUCCUGAUAAACGUGUCGUUCAUUGGACAUUAAUACCAGCUCAAGCAUCAUCUCAAAUAACUGCUGCUGAAGCUAAUUUAAUAACAGCUGUGAAUUUUUGUGAUGAUGGUCGUAAAGUAACCGUUGGAACAUUUGAUGGUCGAUUUUUGUUUUAUACUGAUUCGUUACAAUAUGAUACUGUAAUAAAUAUUGGUGAUAAAGAUGCUAGUCGAAGUAAUCGAUCAAGAAGACGCCGAAAACCAUCUAAACUUACAGGCAUUGAAUCAAUGAAUUCAAACAAUUCAAAAGUAUUAAUUACAUCAAAUGAUUCUCGAAUACGUUUAUAUAAUAUUCGAUCCAAAGAAAUUGAACGUAAAUACCGUGGUUACUCAAAUCAAUCAAGUCAAAUUCGAGCAUCAUUUAGUUAUGAUGAUCGAUAUAUUAUAAGUGGCAGUGAAGAUUGUUGGUUUUAUAUAUGGAGAACGGAACCAAGUAGCAAUGGUAAUGAUUCAUCAAUAAAUGCUAAAUUAUCACGAAAACAACGGCGUUAUUUUGAUCGUGCAUUUGAACGCAUUCGAGUUCAUAAUACAAUGGUAACAUCUGCAAUCUUUGCACCAAAUCCAGUUGUAAUAAUGAAUUAUUUAUAUUCAUCUAAUGAUGGUUCAUCUUUACUAAAUUAUUCUCCUAUCUCAACAAUAUCAAAUACAGAUUCUAAUCGAAUACGAACAAGUGGUAUAAAUAUUGCAUCAAAUCCAUCGGAAGGAUUAUCAACCAUGAACUAUACAGGAGCAAUUUAUGUGAUGGUUACAGCAGACUCUAAAGGCCAGUUGAAACUACUGGUUAAUCGAUAUCAUCGUUAA
Molecule: messenger RNA, 912 nt
Organism: Rotaria sp. Silwood2
Lineage: Eukaryota; Metazoa; Rotifera; Eurotatoria; Philodinida; Philodinidae
Source: the annotation of a GenBank genome assembly